AUGGCAGACUUUCCCUCGUUCGACGCCGCAAACAAGAGCAACCCAGGCCACUACGGCCCCUGCCAAACCGCUCUGCUUCUCCUCGACUUCCACACCCUGUUCGUGGAGAGAAAUGGCGGCCCCCGAGCCCGCGCAGCCCUAGAAGUCGCCGCCAAGCUACGAACCUGGGCCAAGUCCCAAGACAUCCAGGUGAUCCACGGGCUAAUUGACCUGGGCGGCGGCGAGGAGUCUGCUGUGCUACGAGAAAAUCAAGAUGACAACGAGGUCACCUUCACCCGGACCCCGGGGCAUGUUUCUGCACUUCGAUCGCCUGGCCUGGAAAGGUUUUUGCACGAGAAGGGUAUCAAAUCGCUGAUCUUGACUGGACUGAGCACGUCUGGGUGUGUGCUGCGAACGGCGCUGGCGGCCUGCGAUGCUGAAUAUGUUGUGUCUGUCAUCUCGGAUGGGUGUGCCGACCCGCAAGAAGAUGUGCAUGAUAUCCUCAUCAACAAGGUGUUGUCCAACCGGGGAUAUGUAACUACUGCCGCCCAGUUUCAGGAAGGAUUCUCGAAUGCUGCCAGUUCCAACUGA
Molecule: messenger RNA, 570 nt
Organism: Penicillium alfredii
Lineage: Eukaryota; Fungi; Ascomycota; Eurotiomycetes; Eurotiales; Aspergillaceae
Product: cysteine hydrolase family protein
Exons: 2
Coding region: 1-570 (189 amino acids)
Source: RefSeq, a predicted model, not a curated record